Messenger RNA from Theobroma cacao (cacao), 2324 nucleotides. Lineage: Eukaryota; Viridiplantae; Streptophyta; Magnoliopsida; Malvales; Malvaceae. The record is from RefSeq and is a predicted model, not a curated record.
UCCAGAGGGGCUUUUUGGCUUCGAAUUGGAGUUGGCCAUCGAAUUUGCCGUCCUCUCAUUUGCAUUUGGGCAGCUCUUGGUGCCUAAUAGGGGGACUUAAUGAUCAACUAGGAACACAAAAAAGAAAGUGGGUCUAUUUUUUUUUCUUUUUCUUCACUUUCUUUUUUUCAAGAGAGAAAUUCCCUGUCUUGAAAGGUAUUGAUCAGGAGCUGCUUCAUAUAGAUAUUAGAAAAUGGCAAGUACUGAUGAUGGACAGAGGAAGAAGAGAAUCGCGAUUAUUGCGGUUUGUUCUUUCCUCUUGGUGGCCAUGGUGGUUGCUGUGACAGUCGGGGUUAGCAUCAAUGACACCAGCUCCGAUGAUGGAACCAGCAAUAGCAGUAAAAGUUCUCAGGUAUCUGCCUCCGUGAAGGCCAUCAAAUCCGUUUGCCAACCGACAGAUUUCAGGAAAACAUGCGAGGAGCAACUCCGUGCUGAAGCUGGAGAUACCACAGACAUCAAAGAACUCGUCCAAGCAGCAUUCAAGGCCGCAAUGAAGUUUGCAUCUCAAGCUGUCCAGAAUUCUACUACCUUGCGGGAUCUCGAGAAAGAUCCAAGAACGAAGAAAGCUCUAGAUGUCUGUAAACAACUAAUGACUUAUUCAAUAAAGGAGCUCAAAAAAUCAUUUGACCAGAUCGAUAAGUUGGAUAUCAACAAGUUCGAUAGAAUGUUGGCUGAUUUAAAGAUUUGGUUGAGUGCUACCAUCACCAACCAACAGACUUGCUUAGAUGGAUUCAAAAAUACAAAGUCAAAGGCUGGAGAGAAAAUGAAGAAGGCAUUGAAUGUUUCCAUGGAACUCAGCAGAAAUGGGCUUGCUAUAGCCACUGAGAUGUCUGCAGUGCUUAAACAAUUAGAAAUUCAAGGUGUAAGUCGUCGCCUGCUCCAGGAAAACCUUCCUGUUCUCGGGCAUGGCGACUGGUCGACCUAUUUAGAUAUUCCCAUGACCCGUCAUCGUCGUCUACUCCAAGACAAUGAGCCCCCUGUUCUUGGCCAUGGCCAAUUUGAGAUUCAGCCUGGAGUUCGGAGGCUCAUGGCUGCUCCUCCAUCUAGAAUCAAGGCUGACAUUGUCGUGGCCAAGGACGGAAGUGGAAACUUCACGACCAUCAACGCUGCAAUGAGCAGCAUCCCCCUGAAUGCUACCAAGCCUUUCGUGAUAUAUAUCAAGGAAGGAGUUUACGAGGAGAAUCUCGAAUUCGGUUACAAGAUGACGAAUGUGGCGUUGAUUGGAGAUGGUAAAGAGAAAACCCGUAUCACUGGCCACCUCAACAAUGCUGAUGGUGUUCCCACCUUCAGGACUGCUACAGUUGCUGUUAAUGGAGACUACUUCUUUGCUAAAAACAUUGGGUUCGAGAACUCUGCCGGGGCCGCCAAAUUCCAGGCCGUGGCCUUGUUGGUCAUAUCCGAUUUUUCAGUCUUCUAUAACUGCUCCAUGGAUGGCUACCAGGACACCCUUUACGUUCACAGCAAACGCCAAUUCUACCGUGACUGCACCAUCACCGGAACGAUCGAUUUCGUCUUCGGCGAUGCAGCCGCAGUUUUCCAGAACUGCACUUUCCUGGUCCGUGUUCCACUAAAUGGGCAGCAAUGCAUCGUCACCGCCCAAGGCAGAACCGACGCUCGUCAACCAACAGCCAUUGUCAUCCAAAACUCCACCUUCACUGCUGCUCCUGAACUGGUUCCUGUCAAGGACAAGUACCCCACAUAUCUCGGCCGUCCAUGGGGCAAUUUCUCAAGGACAAUCAUCAUGGAGUCUUACCUCGAUGACUUGAUCAAACCCGAGGGGUGGGCAAUUUGGGAUGGUCCUUGGGGCCUAAACACUUCCUUCUACUCGGAAUUCAACAACUAUGGCCCUGGCUCUAACAAGACAGGCCGUGUCACAUGGCGUGGGAUUAAGAGAAUUUCACAGGCGACCGCAUUCGGAUUCACUCCCGGAAAGUUCAUCAAUGGUGCCGCCUGGAUAAAGCCUAGGAGAGUGCCUUACACCCCAGGAUUUUUCAGCAUCAACUCAACAAAUGUGCAAGGGCAAUACCAAUAUGAAAUGCGAUCGAAUUCGAGGGUAGCUCAUUGAGAAAGCUAAGCUUUCUGCUUAUUGUAUAGCCCAAGGUUUCAGCUCGAGGAACAGAUCCCACUUUGACCAAAAAAAAAAAAAAAACAUCGUUAGAUCAUCACCAUUUCUUUUGUGACUUUCACAGCUUCAUUCAUUUUUUUUUCCUCUAAUUCUCUAUGUACGAUAUGCUUAUAAAAAAUAUUUCAAAGGAUUAAUUAUCAAAGAAAAAUGUUAACAUUUU